Melospiza melodia melodia is the source of this 420-nucleotide messenger RNA. RefSeq lists its product as uncharacterized. The coding region runs from base 1 to 420 and encodes 139 amino acids. The transcript is spliced from 2 exons. The record is from RefSeq and is a predicted model, not a curated record. Lineage: Eukaryota; Metazoa; Chordata; Aves; Passeriformes; Passerellidae.
AUGGGAACAGCGCGGCACGGCGGCGCUGGCGAGGCGGGACACAAGGAGGCCCGUCGCAAUGGGAACGGGAGCGGCGCUAGCCAGCCGGGACACAAGGCGGCCCGUCGCGAUGGCACCGGCCAGCCGGGACACAAGGCGGCCUGUAGCGAUGGCACCGGCCAGCCGGGACACAAGGCGGCCGGUGGCGAUGGGAACGGGAGCGGUAGCACCGGCCAGCCGGGACACAAGGCGGCCUGUGGCGAUGGGAACGGGAGCGGUGGCACCGGCCAGCCGGGACACAAGGCGGCCGGUGGCGAUGGGAACGGGAGCGGUGGCACCGGCCAGCCGGGACACAAGGCGGCCGGUGGCGAUGGGAACGGGAGCGGCGACUCCCGAGCGCACCGCGGGGCGGAGCCGCCGCACGAGGCGCGCAGGCUGUGA